AUGGGGUAUAUUUGUAUGUCAAGGCUGCCAUUACGCUGUUUAAAGUGGCCAUUGAAAUGAAUGAAAUACAUAUAUACCGGUGUGUCCUAGCCCACACACCUCAUCUACCCUGCACGAGAGCAGCAACCUCCCCCCACCUCCAUGCGUAAAUGAUGUAGGACCUCCAUUUUUUUUUGUUGAAAUUCUCCAACCGGUGAAUUUACUGUUCGGCAACCUUCCUCAUCGUCGUCAUCCUCCUCCUCCUCGUCACCAUCAUCACCACCUCCAAGCUGCAUCUGAGGAAGAAGAAGAAGACGACGACGAGCAGCGGGUUGUGACGGAGGAGAAAAGAUGGACGUCACCGACCAGGGCGCUCAAAUGGAGCCGCUUUUGCCAUCGGAACAAAGCGCUCAGGAAAACAAAAGUGUGAGGGCUGACGAGGAAGCGGUGGUGGAUCGGGGCGGAACGCGCUCCAUGCUCAACACCAACUUUGAGAAAGAAGAACUGGAAGGUCAUCGCACCCUGUACAUCGGCGUGCACGUCCCUCUGGGUCGGAGAUCGCAUCGCCGCCACCGCCACCACGGCCAUCGGCACAGGAAGCGGUCCAAGGAGAGGGACUCGCCGGCCGACGACGGCCGAGAAUCCCCCUCGCACAAAGAUACGCCGGCUCAGAGGGUGCAGUUCCUGUUGGGGACAGAGGAUGGCGACGAGGAGCACAUCCCACACGCCCUGUUCACCGAGCUGGACGAAAUCUGCCUCAGAGAGGGGGAGGACGCGGAAUGGAAGGAGACCGCCAGGUGGCUGAAGUUUGAGGAGGAUGUGGAGGACGGCGGCGAAAGAUGGAGCAAGCCGUACGUGGCCACGCUGUCUCUCCACAGUCUGUUUGAACUCCGCAGCUGCAUCAUGAACGGCACCGUCAUGCUGGACAUGAGAGCUCAUUCGCUGGAGGAGAUUGCUGAUAUGGUCCUGGAUCAGCACGAAGUGUCGGGCCCGGUGGGUCAGGAUGCCAGGAGGAGGAUCCGUGAGGCCCUGCUCAAGCAGCAUCACCACCAGAACCACAAGAAACUCGCCAACCGCAUCCCCAUCGUGCGCUCCUUCGCAGACAUCGGCAAGAAGCAGUCGGAACCGCAUUCCAUGGACAAGAACGGCCAAACCGUUUCACCGCAGUCCCAGCCGGCCAGCACCGAAGGCAAACAAGACGUGAGCAGGGAAAACAGCGCGGUGGACUUCAGCAAGAUUGACCUUCACUUCAUGAAGAAAAUCCCACCCGGCGCCGAGGCGUCCAACGUCUUGGUCGGGGAGCUGGAGUUCCUCGAGCGUCCCGUGGUGGCCUUUGUGCGCCUGGCUCCCGCCGUGCUGCUCAACGGCCUUGCCGAGGUUCCCAUCACCACCAGGUUCCUUUUCAUCCUCCUCGGGCCUUUGGGAAAAGGUCCGCAGUACCAUGAAAUCGGGCGGUCCAUUGCCACCCUGAUGACUGACGAGGUUUUCCAUGACGUGGCGUAUAAAGCCAAAGACAGAAACGACCUGGUCGCCGGCAUCGAUGAGUUCCUGGACCAAGUGACCGUGUUGCCCCCUGGAGAGUGGGACCCCUCCAUCAGAAUAGAACCUCCCAAGAAUGUGCCCUCCCAGGAAAAGCGUAAGAUUCCUCCUGUUCCCAACGGAGUCACUGACCUCGUGGAGUCGGGGGAGCAUGGAGGCCACGGCGGCCCUGAGCUCCAGCGCACUGGAAAGCUCUUUGGUGGCUUCGUCAUGGACAUCAAGAGAAAGGCGCCUCACUACCUUUCCGACUACACUGACGCCAUCAGCCUGCAGUGUCUGGCCUCUUUCCUUUUCCUUUACUGCGCCUGCAUGUCACCCGUUAUCACCUUUGGCGGUCUCCUCGGCGAGGCCACCGAAGGACGUGUGAGCGCUAUCGAGUCUUUAUUCGGGGCGUCCAUGACCGGUAUUGCCUACUCGCUCUUUGCCGGGCAGCCUCUGACCAUCCUUGGCAGCACAGGUCCGGUUCUUGUGUUUGAGAAGAUUCUCUUCAAGUUCUGCAAGGACUACGGGCUGUCCUACCUGUCCCUGAGGGCCUGCAUCGGCUUGUGGACGUCCUUCUUCUGCCUCCUGCUGGUGGCCACCGACGCCAGCUCGCUGGUCUGCUACAUCACGCGCUUCACGGAGGAAGCCUUUGCCGCCCUCAUCUGCAUCAUCUUCAUCUACGAGGCGCUGGAGAAGCUCCUCCACCUGGGCGUGCACUACCCCAUCAAUAAGAACAACAACCUUCAGAAGCUGACGCAGUACUCGUGCGCUUGCGUGGAACCCAGCCAUCCCAGCAACGAGACGCUGCGGUUGUGGGAGAAGAGGAACGUCACGGCCGCCCAUGUCAACUGGACCAUGUUGGACGUUAAGGAGUGCGAAGAGCUGCACGGGGAAUUUCAUGGCAGCGCCUGCGGCCCCCACGGCCCUUACAUCCCCGACGUCCUCUUCUGGUGCGUGGUCCUCUUCUUCUCCACCGUCUUCAUGUCCGCCUUCCUCAAGGAGUUCAAGACCAGGCGCUACUUCCCUACCAAGGUGCGGGCCAUCAUCAGCGACUUUGCCGUUUUCAUCACCAUCCUCACCAUGGUUCUGGUGGACUACGCUCUGGGAAUCCCCUCGCCCAAACUUCAAGUUCCCAGCAAGUUUAAACCAACCAGAGAUGAUCGUGGCUGGGUCAUCAACCCCGUCGGGCCUAACCCGUGGUGGACCACCAUCAUCACCUUCAUCCCCGCUCUCCUGUGCACCAUCCUCAUCUUCAUGGACCAACAGAUCACGGCAGUCAUCAUCAACAGGAAGGAGCACAAAUUGAAGAAAGGCUGCGGCUACCACCUGGACCUGUUCGUGGUCGGGCUGAUGCUGGGCGUGUGCUCGGUGAUGGGCCUGCCGUGGUUCGUGGCGGCCACCGUGCUCUCCAUCUCCCACGUCAACAGCUUGAAGCUGGAGUCCGAGUGCUCGGCUCCCGGCGAGCAGCCCAAGUUCCUGGGCAUCCGCGAGCAGCGCUUCACCGGCCUCAUGAUCUUCACCCUGAUGGGCUGCUCCGUCUUCAUGACCUCCGUGCUGAAGUUCAUUCCGAUGCCGGUGCUCUACGGGGUCUUUCUCUACAUGGGGGCGUCCUCGCUUCGAGGCAUUCAGUUCUUUGAUCGGCUGAAGCUGUUCGGGAUGCCGGCUAAACACCAGCCAGACUUCAUUUACCUUCGCCACGUCCCGCUGAGGAAGGUGCACCUCUUCACCAUCGUCCAGCUCAGCUGUUUGGUGCUGCUGUGGGUCAUCAAGACCUCCAAGGCCGCCAUUGUUUUCCCAAUGAUGGUCUUGGCACUGGUCUUCAUCCGGAAGCUUCUGGACUUCAUCUUCACCAAGAGGGAGCUGAGCUGGCUGGAUGACUUGAUGCCAGAGUGGAAGAAGAAGAAGCUGGAGGAUGCUGCACAAGAGGAGGAGCACAGCAUGAUUGCAGAAGAAGAAGGCAUUGUUCAGGUGCCACUUGAGGCUCACCUCAAGAGCGACCCAGCGACAGUCAACAUCACAGACGAGAUGUCCAAAGGCUCUUUUGGGGACGUAUGGAAAAGCGUGAACCCCGUGGAAAAGGAUCCGGCUGCUAAAAGGUUUCCCAAAAGUGGCGAGAAGCGUCACAAGCGUCGGCGGCACGACAAGAGCUUGGACCGGGAGACGAGUUUGUGAUGACACACACCGGCAGACCGUGCCGUCAUUCUGUCAUUUCUGUGUUAUUAAUGAUAUAUAUAUAUAAUAUAUAUAUAAUAUAUACUAUAUAUAUAAAUACUGUGCCACAUUUGUACUGUGAUACACUGUAUUUUUUUUUGUCUUACCCGUCCUGCGUGCAAGAUUUGUACAAAAGGUCCAACUAGAAACGAGCCCAUGCACGUUUGUGCACAACCAGCAACAAAACCCAACGGGCCAAGUAAGUGACACCUUUUGAGUAUCGGGAAUUGUGUUUUAUAGAUUUUUAUGCUUGGCAAAACAAACAAGCAAGCAAACUGCUGCCUGGCUAAAUUGCUUAUUUUGUGUGCUGCUGCACGCGGUUUCCCUCAAGUCUGGAUGGAUAAGACCUCAUUCCAAAUUUUAAAACGUGCCAUGGGAUACACAUAUUUGAUCAUUAAUUGUGGAAAACAGAAUUACUUUUUAAAAAUGUAAUAAAUAGAAAAACAUCAUGAAAGAAUAAGAACUAUGUAUAUAAAUAUGACUAGAAUUAAAUGAAUACAUUUAAAACAUAUAUGAAUUAUAUGGCAUUUAUAAUUAAAAAUGAUAUAUAUCGGGGGUGUCCACAAACCGUCCCACUUUGGGAUGCCAGUUUGCCAUUUUCAUAUUUUGAAAUGCAUCUCAGCUUUGUCAUGCAGCUGAAAAACCAUAAUAAUAUCAGCUUUUUCAACUUUCUUCUCGGAAUAUUAUGACUUUAUUCCCAUAUUGCAACUUUUUCCCCAAGCUUGUUUUCCAAAAAUGACAUUAAUAUUUCAUCUUUAUGCUACUAAAAUGAGGUUAUUUUUCCUCAUAAUAUUACAAGUUUAGUCUCGGAAAAUUGCGACUUUUUUUCCUCUUAAGAACACAACUUUUUUUUCUCCUAAUAUUUGACUUUAUUCUCGUAAAUUGACUGUUUUCCCCCAUUUUUGCUGUUGUUUUUCUGUAAUUUUUGGACUAUUGCAACUUUCGUGGAAAUAUUUGUCUUGUAAUAGUAUGAUUUUAUUCCCAUAAUAUUACAACUUUGUCACCAAGCUCAUUUUCCAAAUAUGACAACUUUAUAUUGUUUUGUUUCUCAUAAUAUUACUUUAAAAAAUAUAUCAAUUUCAGCUCUAUGCUACUAAAAUGACAUAUUAUUUUCCUCACAGUAUUACAAGUUUAUUUUCUUUUUUCUCUUUAGAAUACAACAACAAAAUAUUUAGAUUUUAUUCUCCUAAAAUCACAGCUGUUUUUCCCAUUUUUGCUGUUGUUUUUCUGUCAUUUUGUUCUACUUGCAGUUAUAACUUUAUUCCCAGAAUAUUUUGCUGUUAUUCCCACAAGAAUAUAACUUUUCCCCAAACUAAUUUUCCAAAAAUGACAACUUUAUUUUGUUUUAUUUCUCAUAAUACUACAACUUAAGAAGAAACUUUUUUAUUUAACAUUUCAAGUUCAUGCGACUAAAAUGAUGUUAUUUUUACUCAUAUUACGACUUUUCUUGUUAGAUUACAACUCUUUUCUCUUAAUAUUGUAAUUUUAUUCUUGUAAAAAGACGGCUGAUUUUUCCAUUUUUGCUGCUGUUUUUUUUUUUGUUUUCCUGUUAAAUUAUAUUUUUUGAAUGUGCUGCAGGCGCCAAUAAAAUAAAACAGCCAUGUGCUGCACUUUGGACACCCCUGAUAUACAUACAUACAUACAUACAUAUAUAUAUAUAUAUAUAUAUAUAUAUAUAUAUAUAUAUAUAUAUAUAUAUACAGUACAGUAAUUCCUCGCCACUUAGAGCUUCAAAUUUCGCGUCGUCACUCCAUCAUGUUUUUCCAAAAACAUACUCAUGCGGGUUUGGGGUUGAAUACGUCCUAUUAUUCAUCAAGAAAUAUGAAUAUUUAAGCAAAUUUUAUGUAUUUUUUUGUCUAAAGGAAGCAUUUUCUCUAAGCGAAAUCAAAUAUAAAUCUAAGGCAUUCAGAAGACACAUUCAAAGAGGUUGUGAUAUUUGGUAUUCUACACGGGCCACUAGGUGUCCAGUAAUGUUUCAUUGAUGAGACAAUAGCCACCGCAGGAAGCACUGCACAAAGCAGAAAGUUUGAAACAACAACCACAAGGAUGCUAUCAUGUGUCUUACUAUGUCUCCUAUAUUGGCUAAUAGGAGUGUAAAGAUGACUACAGGUAUAGGGGUGCUAUUUCAUGUCUAGAGGGCUUUAAUGUCAAAAAGUAUAUUUAGAAGGUUGGAAACCGGUUUCAUAUGUCUUAUAUGUUUUAUUUUCCCUUAUUAUGUUUACUAUAUUGGGUUAUAGCAGUGUAAAGGUGACUAUAGGGGUGUUACUUCAUGUCUGGAGGGCUGUAAUGAUGCUAAAAAGCAUAUUUAGAAGUUGGUAAACAGGUUUUUUAUGUCUUACAUGUCUUAUUUUCUCUUAUUAUGUUUACUAUAUUGGGUUAUAGGAGUGUAAAGGUGACUAUAGGGGUGUUACUUCAUGUCUGGAGGGCUCUAAUGAUGCUAAAAAGCAUAUUUAGAAGGUGGUAAACAGGUUUUUUAUGUCUUACAUGUCUUAUUUUCUCUUAUUAUGUCUACUAUAUUGGGUUAUAGGAGUGUAAAGGUGACUAUAAGGGUGUUACUUCAUAUCUGGAGGGCUCUAAUGAUGCUAAAAAGCAUAUUUAGAAGGUGGUAAACAGGUUUUUUAUGUCUUACAUGUCUUAUUUUCUCUUAUUAUGUCUACUAUAUUGGGUUAUAGGAGUGUAAAGGUGACUAUAAGGGUGUUAUUUUACGUCUAGAGGGCUCAAAUGUUAAAAAGCAUAUGUACGUAGAAGGCGGUGGUGGUUUCCUAUGCGCUACCAAAAUAUUCCAUUCUUAAAUAAGCUUUUGUAUUUUGUGUAAAUGGGCCUAUCACGGUCGGGCCUGGAAGCGAUGAAGCGCCAUAAACGAGGGAUGACUGCACUGUACAUACAAGUAUAAGCGUAUCAUGUCCAGACUUGAGGGACACUAAAAGGAUGACAUGAAAUUGGAUAUCCAGUAUAUCCUGCAUACGUAAUCGUUUGUGUCGGUAACUCACCAUUUCUUUAUUUUUGACAUGCCGUUUCCCAAAUAUUGUCCUUUUUCAGGGUAGCGUGUUCACUCGGCCCGCAGCACUUUUGGGAAGUUGCUCUUCUUACGACUCGGUGUUUGUUUUGGUUUGAAUGCAAAGGAGGCGGAUCUUGUAGAGAAAGCGUGAGCACUUCCAUCACACCUUGUCAGUCGUCCAUGGACCCACGUAUGCGCUCCUCCGUGCUGUUGCCGUUCUUUAAUAAACACACCGUCGGUACUUUUAGAGAUGCAAUAAUAAAAAUAAAAAAAUCAGCAAAGGGCAACCUGUAAUAUGUGUUAACUGUCUGAGCAAUGUAUAGUAAUACAUGCUGUAUUUUAUUCCGUGUUACUAAUAAUAUAUGACUAAAAUGAUGUCCAGGGCAGGUUUUGAACCUACACUAGAUGUUUCUUUCCUGUUGUCCAACUAACGCUUCUUUCUUUAUUAAACAAAUUCUGAUUUUUUUUUUUUUGCCUUAAGACGUUCAUAGAUGGUAACCACGCGCUUUCUGUUCAUAAAUUUGACUGAUUAUACCGUGAUUUAGUUCCAGUUUGUUUGUAAAACUGUCAUUUGUUUGCAGAGAAUGAGAAGGAAGCGAGCAAGAGUGUGUAGAAAAUGUUCAAUAAACUUAUUUCAUGUU
This is a messenger RNA of Dunckerocampus dactyliophorus (ringed pipefish), 7350 nucleotides long. RefSeq names its product sodium-driven chloride bicarbonate exchanger-like. The transcript is spliced from 26 exons. Gene Ontology annotation, biological process: regulation of intracellular pH; transmembrane transport; monoatomic anion transport. The record is from RefSeq and is a predicted model, not a curated record. Bases 331 to 3672 code for a protein of 1113 amino acids. Gene Ontology annotation, cellular component: plasma membrane; basolateral plasma membrane. Gene Ontology annotation, molecular function: sodium:bicarbonate symporter activity; solute:inorganic anion antiporter activity; monoatomic anion transmembrane transporter activity. NCBI's taxonomy places the organism in Eukaryota, Metazoa, Chordata, Actinopteri, Syngnathiformes, Syngnathidae.